This is a messenger RNA of Thrips palmi, 1382 nucleotides long. Its product is annotated as alpha-tocopherol transfer protein-like. Gene Ontology annotation, cellular component: membrane. The transcript is spliced from 7 exons. Gene Ontology annotation, molecular function: phosphatidylinositol bisphosphate binding. The record is from RefSeq and is a predicted model, not a curated record. Lineage: Eukaryota; Metazoa; Arthropoda; Insecta; Thysanoptera; Thripidae. The coding region runs from base 165 to 1136 and encodes 323 amino acids.
ACCAACACAAAGUCGCAUUGUCUGUCUCACUGUCGGAGGAUUCACAUCUAGUGCUAGUCUGACCGAGCUCUAACCGACGGCCUGGGUCCUUCGGUACGAGGACAACAGUCCUUCCAGGCCCUGCAGAGUAAGCAUCUACCAAUACCAAAGAAGCAGAGGUGAAGAUGCCGAACGCAGUACAAAUUGACGUGGUUGUGCCUUUCGACGGGGAGAUGACCCCCGAGGAUUAUAAGGACCUACUGAACGAGAUCGGAGCCACGCCCGAGUCUCUGUCGAGAGAUGCAGUGACACUAAGAGAGUGGUGCAAUGCCCAACCACAUCUCCCAACUCUCACAUGUGAACAUCACAAGUGGCUCGAGAAGUUUAUGGUGGGCUCAAAAAAUUCAAUGGAGAAAGCCAAGCUCCGUUUGGAUAACUACUUCAAAACCCGCAAUCUCCUUGAGGACUGGUUUGUCUUACCACAAUCAGAAGAAGAACAACUACGCUACGUGGGACGAUUCAUGCACCUAGGAAUUAUACCCAAGAUACUCCCUGGAGGCAACAUUCUGUUCGUGGAGAAACUUAUCCCUUCCUGCGACCGGGACUGGUCUCACUUUGACUUCGGCAAACGCUACCAAAUAGGAGUGAUGCUAUUUGAGCUGACGCUAGCAGUGGAUAGGAAGGCCCGAGGACUUGUCUACGUCAUAGACGUUGAGUCUCUGAGCGUCGACUGGGUUACCAACUUUCUCGCCUCCAUAGGAAAAGUGCGGAAAUUCCUAAGCUGUUUGCAGGAUACCAUGCCAACGAGAAUCCAAGCAGUCCACGUUGUAAAUGCAAUUGCUCCUAGUAUACUGAGAACGUGCUUGAACAUGAUAACUCCGAUGUUGAAAGACAAGCUCGCUCAGAGGAUCUUUAUACACGAUAAUUUGGAGUCCCUUCACGAUGCGGUCCCGCCAGAAUAUCUGCCAAAAUCAUUUGGUGGUACUAGUGCAAUCUCAAUGGAGGAAUUGUCCGAUUCAACAAUGGACUUGAUAUGCGGCUGCAGAGAAUGGUUCGAGUCUAGGGCAUGGAUGAAGAGCGACGAACAGCGAAGACCGAACACAACAGUUGCUGCCUACGGGGUCGAAGGGUCGUUCAGGAAACUUGCGGUUGAUUAAUUAGGUUCAUGUAGGAUAAAAAAUUGAUAGCUUCCAUUAUUGUAAUACUUUGUAGAGUUCCACUCCUUACUUCAGCCAGCAUUUGCAAGUCUUGCACACGCCAGUGCACGAACUAACUUUGUUCAACCGCAAGACGUAUGCGUUCGCAGGGCUUUUUUAGACUUUGAAAUUCAUAUUACCUGGACAAUGAAUGGAGCGUGAAUGAAUAAAAUUUACCGAAACUCGAAAAACAAAACGAACUUUCCU